GUUUCAGGGUCCAAUGGCACUGUGGUAUCGCAAAACUUUCCUGCGCUGUUUUUUUAAUUUCUGCUUUGUGCACAGCCGAAAAUCGAGACUAAUUAUAAGUGAAUUUGGUCACUGGGAGUUUCUGAACUUAACUUAGGGAUUUGACAAAUGGAAUUAUGAUCUAGAAAUGUUUAAAACCCUACAACACCUUAGUAAAAACUCUCUGUUCUUUACGAAAGUCAUGUCAAAUUUUAAUAUCUUUUGUUAUGAUUGAUACUAUAAUAUAUUAGAUGUCAAAGUCGCACCUAUCUAAAUUUCUAAAAACUGUUGAGCAACCUCGUCUAUCAUACUAGUCGUACUGGCGUGUCAUCAACCAUGUCAAAUUUUCUCAUUGUGAUCUGUAUAUUUGCUUUUACUUAUGUUGCAGAAGGUUCUUGGAAUGUUACUAUAAAUCAUAAUCCAAAUUGUAAUCUUUCGAAAGGAUGUGACAAAUAUGAUGUGAUAUACAUUAAUGGACGUAAUUUAACAUCUUCAGUACAUGUGUUUAUAACAGCAUCAGAACGCUUUUCUCUCCCAUCAAUUUUGAUCAUUCACAGUUCAUCAGCUGAAGCUAAUCCUGUAAUAGAAUGGGAUCAUUUAAAUUUUUCUUCUGGAAAAAGGUUAACUGUCGGUAAUGUGACCCAGUCAUAUGCUCUUGUAUUUUAUAAAAUGCUUGAAUAUAAUGAUUUAUCUGAUGAUGUAAACAUGUCCAUUUAUCCUCGAAAUUCUGAUCAAAUUCGAAUACAUCAUUUAAAUGAAUAUAACUGGAAGCGUAAUUCAAACAACGAUAGUUCAUUAUCCUUUGAAGAUAAUUUAUUUGAAAUCACAUACAAUGGAACUAGUCCAAAAAUGACUUCACCAUAUGAGCAAGUUAUUAUUAAGUUUCGAAUAAGCAAUACAACUCAACAUCAUAAAUAUAUGCCACAUUUAUUAUUUAAACCUGGUUGGAUUAUUCAAUUUGAUGUUUUAUUUAAUAAUUUAACUAGUCAUUUUAAUCAAAGUCGAUUUGGUUUACAAUUAAUGAUGAUGUCAAAUUUAACUUUGGAUCCAACUGAAGAAUUUCGUAAAGAAGUUUUAUUAAGUAUUGAUGAUGAAUUAACACCUGGAAAUUUUGAGAUGACCAAUAUUUUAUUGGGUGAAUCCGUAUCUAAAAUCAAUAAUAAUGAUACUAAUGAACAAUAUUUCAAGAAUUCAACGAAUCCAUCAGCAUUUAUUCAAAUUAAACCAGCUUGUUUUAUUGAUAAUGAUUUACGUACAGUUCAAAAUAGUCGUAAUGUUUAUAUUAGUAAACAUCAAGAUUUAUUAGACAAUAAUAAUAAUAAUAAUAUAACACAAUAUGAUCUAAUUAAUUAUGCAUUUCCAUCUAUAUUUUAUGCGGAUCGAUUAAAUGACCCUAGUAACAAUAAUAAUAGUCAAUUAAAACCUAUUAGUAUACGUUUAUUAAAUGUAUCAUUUGGUACAUCAACUGAUGGAUUUUAUGCUAAAUCAAAAUUUAUUGUUUGGUAAGUUAAUCUUAUUAUUAUUGAGUUUUCUCUCUUUCUUUUUUUUAAAAUUUAAUAUUCAGGUGUAGGGGGGGGUUGUGGAGAUUUUUAGUAAUUUUUAUGUAUGUAGUUGAAAUCAUGAGUCAAUUG
Molecule: messenger RNA, 1649 nt
Organism: Schistosoma rodhaini
Lineage: Eukaryota; Metazoa; Platyhelminthes; Trematoda; Strigeidida; Schistosomatidae
Source: the annotation of a GenBank genome assembly